AUGUCUGGUGUUUGGACGUUCAAAAACGGCGUCGUUCGCCUCGAAAACCGUGGUGAUUGCCACGUCAGCGCGACGACCGGUCGCCGGAAAGUUCUUGUUCAUGUAGCUAGUGAUGAAGUGAUAACAUGUUAUGAAAAUCUUGAAAGAAAGCUUUGUAAUCUUGGAUGGGAAAGGUAUUAUGAUGAUCCACAACUUCUACAAUAUCAUAAAAGAUCAACAAUUCAUCUUAUUUCUUUACCAUUGGAUUUUACUAGGUUUAAAUCCAUGCACAUGUAUGAUAUUGUCGUUAAAAAUCGCAAUGAAUUUGAAGUUAGAGAUAUGUAA
Molecule: messenger RNA, 324 nt
Organism: Capsicum annuum
Lineage: Eukaryota; Viridiplantae; Streptophyta; Magnoliopsida; Solanales; Solanaceae
Product: flowering-promoting factor 1-like protein 3
Exons: 1
Coding region: 1-324 (107 amino acids)
Biological process (GO): regulation of flower development
Source: RefSeq, a predicted model, not a curated record